Messenger RNA from Pezoporus flaviventris, 1526 nucleotides. RefSeq names its product transmembrane protein 129, E3 ubiquitin ligase (gene TMEM129). Gene Ontology annotation, cellular component: membrane; endoplasmic reticulum. The record is from RefSeq and is a predicted model, not a curated record. Gene Ontology annotation, molecular function: ubiquitin protein ligase activity. The transcript is spliced from 4 exons. NCBI's taxonomy places the organism in Eukaryota, Metazoa, Chordata, Aves, Psittaciformes, Psittacidae. The coding region runs from base 55 to 1143 and encodes 362 amino acids. Gene Ontology annotation, biological process: protein ubiquitination.
UACGGCUCCCAGCCAGCCGCGGGCUGUGCUGCGCCGUGCCCGGUGGGGCGCAGCAUGGAGAGCCCGGCGGUGACCUUCACGCUGGCCUACGUGGUGUUCUCCGUGUGCUUCGUCUUCCCGCCCGACGAGGUGCGCUCGGCGGGGCUGACGGUGCAGAGCCUGCUGGCCGCCUGGCUGGGUAGCGAGGAUGCGGCCUUCGUGCAGUACCACCUGCGGCGCACCACCGGCACGCUGCUGGCGCACUCCCUCCUGCCCUUCGGUUAUUACCUUGGUAUGUGCUUUGCUGCACCUGAAAAACAUCUUUGCUUUUUCUACCUGGCUUCAAAAGGAUGGAAAACUUUCUUCUUCUUCGCUGUUCUCUUUCCAGCAGUCACUAGUGCCCUGGCAUAUUACUGGUCACGGAAAGGUUGGAAUAAUCAUCCAUUAGCCCGAACACUCGCUGUUUAUGCUCUCCCGCAGUCAGGUUGGAGGGCAGUAGCUUCUUCCAUCAAUACAGAAUUUAGGAGAAUUGACAAAUUUGCUACUGGAGCCCCAGGAGCAAGGGUGAUUGUCACGGACACAUGGGUGAUUAAAGUGACCACCUACUGUUUACAUGUUGCCCAGCAGCAGGACAUUCAUUUGACAGUGACAGACUCCAGACAGCAUGAGCUCACCCCAGACUCAAAUAUGCCUGUGCAGUUCCUCACCAUCCGUGUUGCCAGUAUAAAUCCCUACGUGAAGGCAUUUGAUAUCCGGUUGAACUCGACAGAGUAUGGGGAGCUCCGAGAAAAGCUCCGUGCUCCUAUCAGCAAUGCAGCUAAUGUUGUGAUCCAUCAAAGCCUUAGUGAUUUAUUUCUAGAAACCUUUACAUCUCUGGUGGAAAUUAACCAGACAUACUCUGUUCCAAGCACCCAGGAACUGGAGCCAUGCAUAGGGUGCAUGCAGACUAUUGCUAACAUCAAGCUCAUCAAGAACUGCCAGGAGCCAAACGAAGGGGAGUGCCAGCAGUGCUACUGUCGUCCCAUGUGGUGCCUCACCUGCAUGGGCAAAUGGUUUGCCAGCCGACAAGAUCAGCAGCGCCCAGAGACGUGGCUGUCGAGCCAAGUGCCUUGUCCAACUUGCCGAGCCAAAUUUUGCAUUUUAGAUGUUUGCAUAAUACGAUGAGUAAUACAUGGGUAUGUUUUAACUUUUUAAACUUCAUUAUUUCAGAGUGGGUUUGGUUAAAAGGCCUGUUAGAUUUGUUUCUGAGACUUCAUGUUCUACAAAGGUGCAGGCUCCAAAGCUUUCUUUUACAGUGUUGAAAAUAGAUGUAAAUCUUUUCAGUUCCUCUCAACUUUUACUUGUAUCUUUGGGUUUUAUUCCCUACAUGUCAGUUUAUGGAAUUUUAUUUAAUCCAGACUUUGUUUUCUUCUUGGGUUGAAUAAGGAUAUACCUUUACAUUCACAGUACUGUCCUCUUUUUCAAGUUUCAACACAGGUUAAAUUCUUUCAGUUUUUAAACUUAACUUGGGUUUUUAUUCUUUAAUAAAGGGCUAACUGAGAAAAUUA